AUGGCGUCUCAACCCCAAGGCAAUUUUUGCCUUGAAUGCAACUGGGAUGCUUUCCACCUUGAUGGCAAAGAAAAGGAGAUCUCUCGGUCAACCAUUCUCAACAUCAUUGGAAUUGUUCAAGUCAUGAACAUCAGACAGCGCUCCCCCAUUGCGAAGUGGACGAGGCCUGUUGUGAUGUAG
Penicillium canescens is the source of this 180-nucleotide messenger RNA. RefSeq lists its product as uncharacterized. The coding region runs from base 1 to 180 and encodes 59 amino acids. The transcript has a single exon. The record is from RefSeq and is a predicted model, not a curated record. NCBI's taxonomy places the organism in Eukaryota, Fungi, Ascomycota, Eurotiomycetes, Eurotiales, Aspergillaceae.